AUGCAACGGACUGUGAACAAACCCCGGAAACUUGCUCUUGUGAAAGUACAAGUGCAAGAGCAAAGACUGAACCUGUUUGCUGCUCCACCAUACCAGGCCCAAGGAGAUGGAGCAUCGCUCCCCCUGCUCUGUGCCCUGCCCUCUGGCCCUCAUGCUUCUCCUGCUGCCCACUGCGGGGUCAUUAGCUUCUUAGCCUUUCACUCACAUGUCUGUGUCAUGUCUGUGUCUGCAUUCACAGAGGAGUUCCUGGUGAUCGCUCCCCCGGAUCCUAUCAUUGCAACAUUGGGAAGUGACAUUACAUUGCCCUGUCGUGUGUCCCCGGCCAUGAAUGUAGAGAACAUGGAGCUGAGGUGGUUCCGCUCCAAAUUCUCAGAAGCUGUGUUCAUAUACCAAAACCAGUGGGAAGAGACUGAGGAGCAGAUGGCCCAGUACAGGGGACGAACCUCCUUGGUGAAGGACCUCCUUUUCCAGGGGGAGGCUGCCGUGCUCAUCAAUAAGGUGCAGACUGCCGACAAUGGGCUGUACACCUGCUUCUUCAGAAAGGGGGGCUUCUAUGAGGAGGCUGUCUUGGAGCUGAAAGUUGCAGGUGUGGGCUCUGCUCCUCAAGUGCACAUCACAGGGCCUGAGGAUGAUGGCGUCCGCGUGGUGUGCAGCGCAUCGGGGUGGUUCCCCAAGCCCCAGGUGCAGUGGCGAGACUCCAGUGGGGAGAAGUUUCUGGCCUUCUCAGAGACCCAGACCCAGGAUGCUGAGGGGCUGUUCAGCGUGGAGGCGGCUCUGGUGGUGAGAGACAGCGCAGUGAGGAACGUGACCUGCUCCAUCCUCAACCCCAUCCUGGGCCAGGAGAAGGCCGUGGACAUUUACAUCCCAGAGCCCUUCUUUCCCAAGGUCUCUCCAUGGAAGAUGGCCUUUGUGGUAUUUGUGACCAUCUUGAUAUUCCUGGCUCUUGGAGUUGCCUAUUUCAUUAAGAGGGAACAUGCCUUCAAGGUGAAGAAGAAGCAGGAACGGGAGAGUCUGUGCCAGGCUAAGGAGGAGGAUGAACAGACAAUGCAAGAGUCACUGAAGGCCAUAGACGAACUGCAAGCACAUUUAGACCAGAGGAAGACUGACUACUUUGCUGCCUGGAGGAAGGCCCAUCUGUAUGCAGAUUGGCGCAAAGUCCUGUUCCAGACCUGUUCUGUCACUCUGGAUCCAAGAUCUGCCUCUCCCGACAUUGUCCUGUCUCAUGAGAAUAAAAGUUUGACCUUGAAGGACACUUCUGCAUACUCAGAUCUCCGAUAUAACGUCUUAGGCCAUGAGGUCAUCACAUCAGGGCGCUGUUGCUGGGAGGUGGAAAUCAAAAAUGGAGACAAAAGCACUUGGGCUCUGGGGGUCUGUAUGGAAGAUGUGAAAAGGACAGGCUUCUACACGGAAUCUCCACAAAAGGGGUUCUGGGUCAUUGGAAAUACUGAAGACGGAUAUAUUGCAUUUGCUGAGCAAAUUCAAGUUCUGUCCCCACGACAGGUUAUCCAGAGGCUGGGGGUUUUCCUGGACUAUGAGGAAGGGGAUGUCUCCUUCUAUGACAUGACUGAUGGCUCCCAUAUUUUCUCCUUCCCUCAGGCUUCCUUUUCUGGGACCCUCUUUCCAUACUUUAUGAUUAAGUCAGGAAAAGUAUUCCUGACCAUCUGCUCCAUGGAGGGUGGAUCUGAGCACCCUGUGCCCCAUAGCAGUGAUCCUUCUUGGGAGGAGCCUGUGAACCCUCUAGGAGAGGGUUUUAGCCCAGACUCUGUUGUUGCUGAAGCUCCCUCAGGGCCUGAAUCUCCAUUACUUUCCCACAACUCUGAUAAUAUGCUACCUUCUUCUAGGGAGGAGCCUGUGAGCCCCCAAGGAGAGGGUUUUAGCCCAGACUCUGGUGUUGCUGAAGCUCCCUCAGGGCCUGAAUCUCCAUUACUUUCCCACAACUCUGAUAAUAUGCUACCUUCUUCUAGGGAGGAGCCUGUGAGCCCCCAAGGAGAGGAUUUUAGCCCAGACUCUGGUGUUGCUGAAGCUCCCUCAGGGCCUGAAUCUCCAUUACUUCCCCACAACUCUGAUAAUAUGCUACCUUCUUCUAGGGAGGAGCCUGUGAGAAUCCUAGAGGAGGGUUUUAGCCCAGAUACUAGUGUUGAUAAUGCUCCCUAA
This is a messenger RNA of Suncus etruscus (white-toothed pygmy shrew), 2154 nucleotides long. Its product is annotated as butyrophilin-like protein 1. Gene Ontology annotation, molecular function: signaling receptor binding. Lineage: Eukaryota; Metazoa; Chordata; Mammalia; Eulipotyphla; Soricidae. The record is from RefSeq and is a predicted model, not a curated record. Gene Ontology annotation, cellular component: external side of plasma membrane. Gene Ontology annotation, biological process: T cell receptor signaling pathway; regulation of cytokine production. The transcript is spliced from 11 exons. The coding region runs from base 1 to 2154 and encodes 717 amino acids.